Messenger RNA from Scomber japonicus (chub mackerel), 2143 nucleotides. RefSeq names its product fibronectin type III and SPRY domain-containing protein 2. The coding region runs from base 234 to 2129 and encodes 631 amino acids. The transcript has 13 exons. The record is from RefSeq and is a predicted model, not a curated record. Lineage: Eukaryota; Metazoa; Chordata; Actinopteri; Scombriformes; Scombridae. Gene Ontology annotation, molecular function: protein binding.
CAAAACUGAUCACCAAUUACUCACAAGAAUAUGUUUAAUUCAAUAAAUAACGUCUAACAGAGAGGUUUAACAUGCCUGUGACAUUUGAGCAGCCUGACUCCCCUGUCUAUUUUUGUCUCAGCUGCUGGGUGUAGUUUGAACUGCUUACAGAGUUGGCUUGUCGGACACCACUGUUGCCCUGACAGGGUUGUUUAGAACAAACUGAUUUCCUGUAUCGUUCAGUCACUUUCCUCAUGGAUCUGUAUGAUAUCAGUGGAGGAAGACUGGAUGUGAUAGCAGAGGAAGUUGAGCACCAGGAGCUGAGCAGAGAGUCGACCACCACCAUGGAGUCCUCUAGAGACAGAGGAGGGAGGGCCACCCAAGAUGUGUCAACCUUCCAGCGGUUCUCUGUCAACACUAACGAGUCCCUUCGUUUUGAGCCCUGUGACACCAGCACCCCGUCUCCCACUGGGGCAGAAGAUGGACUCGAUGAUGAGGAUGAUGAUGAUGUUUUCAAGGAGGGAGACACUGAGAACGAGAUCAACACCAUCAGGAAUCGCUUGCAAGGGAAGGUUGCAGAGAUGGAGAACUUUGCAGGUCAUCUGGAGGAAAUCUUUCUCACUGUGGAGGAGAAUUUUGGCCGUCAGGAGCAGCACUUGGAGCAGCAUUAUAACGACGUGCUACAGACGCUGUCUCAGCGGUACGAUGACAGGGCAGCUGGACUGGAGGAGGAGAAAAAGAGUAAGCUGGAAGCUUUGUACAAUCAGCUGCUGGCUUGCGGUGAGGCGCUGGAUGCCUCCAAGGAGCACAUUGAGGCCGCCCAGGAGAUCUACCGCAGCCAGGACAAGAGGCUUUUCUUGAAGGCAGUUGUUCCCGCCAUUAAAAGAAUCGAGGAGUUUGGCAAAGAGGAAAUGGACCUCAGUCUGUCUACAUCUCUUGAGUUUAACCCACCACUUGCCUCCGACCUGUCAGAUGUUCAAACAAUGAUGGACUCCAUCAACGUUGUUCCAGCUCCAUCUGCUCCAGUUAUCAACCCACAGAUGCCCAACUCUGCCUCACUGACGUCCCUGCGUGUGUGCUGGAGCCUGUUCUCUGACGACACGGUGGAGUACUACGAGCUGUACUACAGGCCUGUGCUGGAGGACAUGCCAGCAGACAGCACCUGUGCACCACAUGUAAGCAAGAUAAAAGUAAAGGAGACCCACUGCACUGUGACAGAUCUGCUGCCCAACGCUCAGUACGAGCUCUGGGUGACAGCUACCAACACUACAGGCAUCAGCCCAGCAAGUGAGAAGGCCUUAUACAUGACAGUGCCGUCGCCUCCAGUGAUCAAGCAGAGGGAGUGUACAAGCUGUCCAGAGGCUGCUCUGAUCCGCUGGGAGUCAGGAAACACCAACCCUGUUGACUCUUACACUGUGGAGCUCAGUGACAUGGGUACUGAUGGCGGUAUUACUGAGUCUAUAGUAGCUGUGCCCACCUGCCAGUGUCUGAUCCAGCUGCAGACAGGACGGCGUUACCUCAUCUCUGUGAGAGCCGUUAACAUCGGCGGGCCCAGUGAAAGGAGUCAAGUUAUAACUGUUUCCACAACAGGUACGUUCUUCUAUCUUCUGGAGGAUACUGCCCACCCUUGCCUGUCCAUCUCUGAGGACGGUUUCACCGUGUUUUAUGGAGAUGAGGAGCUGCCAAUAAGUGCAAUGGCCUCAGAUGAUAACACCUUCACCAGUUGUGUAGCUGUCCUGGGGGAUCUGAUUCCAGUGCGAGGUCGGCAUUACUGGGAAGCGGAGGUGGAUGACGGGACAGAGUUUAGGAUUGGAGUAGCAUAUGAGGACACAGAGAAGGACUCCUACCUCGGAGCCACCAGUACAUCCUGGUGUAUGAGGCACAUUCUCACUCCAUCCAGGCAUAAGUACGAGUUUCUGCACCGUGGUUGGAGCCCUGACCUGAGGCUCACCGUGAAUCCAGUGAGAAUAGGAGUAGCACUGGACUACGAAAGGGGGACUCUGUCCUUUUUUAAUGUGGAUCUGGAGCAACAUCUACACACCUUCCACUGUCACUUCCGAAAUUACGUCCACCCUUGCUUUAGUCUGGACAACACAGGAGAGCUCACUGUACACAAUGGUAUAGAGGCUCCUGAAUAUGCAUUUAUCUGACAUUAUAUUUAUUC